UUUAGCUCUGGUUGUGUUCUACCGGCAAGGUCACACAUAAUUAUGCGAUUUGGAUUAGUAGUGUACCUGACUUUGCUUUCAAUUUGGGUUCUACCAAGAAAUGCCUGGACGCCAAAAUGAAUAGAGUUGCCUAGCCUGAAGAGGAAUGAGAACUGAAAUAUGGGAUGGCUUAGUAGAUAUGUCCUCUGACCCAGGAGAGAAGAGGAUGAGGAUGGUGAUUUUGUGCACAAAUUCACUGCUCAUACCAGAUUCUAAGUAGCAUGAUAUUCUGCACCGCUCUUGAGAGGCAAAGAAUUCGUAACCAAUGGCAUGCCUGAUGAUGCAAUGAGACGAAGUAGGUACCAUGUGAAGAGGUGCUUUGCGAAGUACAUUGAGAAGGGGAGAAGGACCAUAAAACUUCAUAACUUGAUGGAAGAAAUGGAGCAUGUCAUAGAUGACAACAUUGAGAGGAAUCAAUUGUUGGAGGGGAACCUUGGCUUCUUAUUGAGUUGUACACAGUAAGGCCAAAUCCUGGAGUUUGGGAAUUUGUAACCGUGAGCUCAGAGGAUCUUUCAGUUGAACCUAUAUCCUCUACAGAUUACCUCAAAUUCAAGGAAAGUGUAUAUGACGAAGAAUGGUCUGAAACUUGGGAAACUACGCGUCAGUCUCAUUGAGCGAGGCAGAGAGAGAAAGAGAGAGUGAGAGAGAGAAACACCACAAAACACAAAAUUAAAGGAAGAAAGUUAAGUUAAGCAGCAACAAAAAAGAAUGGGGAUAGUGGAAGAAGCUCACAACGUGAAGGUUUUGGGAUCUGGCACGCGGCAUAUAGUUCUGGCUCACGGGUUUGGCACGGAUCAAUCCGUGUGGAAACACCUCGUACCUUAUCUCCUCGACGAGUUUCGUGUCGUACUCUACGACAACAUGGGAGCCGGCACCACCAACCCCGAUUACUUCGAUUUUGAGCGAUACUCAACCUUGGAGGGCUAUGCCCAUGACUUGCUUGCUAUCUUAGAAGAGCUUCGAGUGGAUUCAUGUAUCUUUGUUGGUCAUUCAGUGUCCGCUAUGAUUGGUACCAUUGCUUCCAUUUCUCGGCCUGAACUGUUCGCCAAAAUCAUCAUGAUCUCAGCUUCCCCCAGGUAUCUGAACGACAUGGAAUACUUUGGAGGGUUUGAGCAAGAAGAUCUAGACCAACUAUUCAACGCUAUGGCGGCGAAUUACAAAGCAUGGUGCUCAGGGUUCGCUCCAAUGGCUGUUGGCGGAGACAUGGAGUCGGUGGCAGUGCAGGAAUUCAGCCGAACAUUGUUCAACAUGAGACCUGACAUUGCGCUAAGCGUGUUGCAGACCAUUUUCCAAAGCGACAUAAGGCAAAUCCUGAACCUCGUCAGUGUCCCAUGCCACAUCAUCCAAAGCAUGAAGGACUUAGCGGUUCCUGUUGUGGUUGCAGAGUACCUCCACCAACACAUUGGUGGCGACUCCAUCGUUGAGGUCAUGUCCACGGAGGGUCAUUUGCCGCAAUUGAGUUCGCCCGAUAUCGUUGUUCCCAUGUUGCUUAAACACAUUCGCCUCGACAUUGCAACUAGACAUUGAAAAAGUUCUUACAAAUUUAACUUAUGAAUGAAUUAAUUUUAAUUCUUGAAAAUGUUUACGAAUUUCAUUAUUUUCUUCGAAGUUUAAACAAAUAGAGUCAUCUAUGAUUGAUGGUGUGGUGUGGGGAGUCCAAUAUUGGGGUUUGAGAAAAAAAAUAAAAUUGGAGUGUGUCCAUUUCGAAAAGACCAAAAGAAAUGGGGAUGGGGGCUCGUGGUUUCAUCGAUCUUGUGUAUUGAUUGAUGUUAGUUGGUUGUAUGCCAUUGAAUUGUGGUAGGUGAUGCAAUUUAUUAGUAGUGGGCGUCAAUUUAUUAAUAAUAAUGUUCGUGCAGUCGAGCACCAUGGGAUGUUAAA
This is a messenger RNA of Glycine soja, 1917 nucleotides long. Its product is annotated as probable esterase D14L. The record is from RefSeq and is a predicted model, not a curated record. Gene Ontology annotation, biological process: response to karrikin. Lineage: Eukaryota; Viridiplantae; Streptophyta; Magnoliopsida; Fabales; Fabaceae. The transcript is spliced from 7 exons. The coding region runs from base 748 to 1566 and encodes 272 amino acids.